AUGAAAGCCAGAAGUGGUUGUUCCUAAUUUCCAACUCUCUUUCAAAUAUCCACCUACAUCCUCUUCAUUUUAAAUGCCGUCCUUAUAUUCAUACACACAUUCGCUCUUGAAGAAAAUAUUGUACAUUACAUAAUUUUCUCAUUUUUGGUAUGGAUUUCUAUUUAUUUUUGUAUAAAAACCACUAUCAGUGAUCCAACUGAUAGUUUUGUCAUUUAAUAAUAAAAUAAUAGAGGGGAAUUCUUCGAUUAUGAGGACCAACAACUCAACCAAUUUUGUGAACUUUGCUUUGCCUAUGUUAAAGACACGACAAAACAUUGUAAAUCAUGUGACAGGUGUUGCGAAGAUUUUGACCAUCAUUGUAGGUGGAUAAACAAUUGCAUAGGGGGAAAAAAUUAUAAACCAUUUAUAGGUAUGAUUGUAUCUGUCUUCCUCCUCCUCUUAUAUUCUAUUGUUGUCAAUGGGAGAGUGAUAAAUCAAUAUCAUGAAGAGGAACUAUAAACAUCAACUUUCUACUCAAAACAUGCAUAGCUAAUACUAAUUAUAACAGUUAUUUUUUUAGUACUUGAAAUAGUCGGAUUCGUCUUCCUAUUACAAUUGAUUGCACUUCAUGCAUACAUUUAUAAAAAAGGGAUGACAACAUAUGACUUCAUAGUUAGUAGGAGAAAGAAAAAGGUUGAGCCUUCUAAUUAAUCAGAAAUCAAUCGUGACAAUAACCAGGAAAAUAAAAUCAAAAAUAUUAAAGACAGUAAAGAAUAGGAUAACAAACCUGUAAUAUAAAAAAAAGAGGAUGGAAAAUAAGGAAGCAAAACUUAUACUCAUCCUGAAAUCAUAAAGAAUGAAGGAUCACUUUGUUCAUCUAAAAAAGCCAAAUAAACUGUAUUAUAGAAACGGAAAUUGACUUAGGACGGCAGCGAUGAAUAUCAAAAGGAAAGUUUCGUCAAUUUCUUUACUUAACGACAUUAAACUAAUAUAGAAUUUCAAUUAUAAAAUCGCAAAACCAAUAAUAUCGAGGCGACGACACCAGAAUUAGCCAAAUUAUAAUGA
Molecule: messenger RNA, 1044 nt
Organism: Paramecium tetraurelia
Lineage: Eukaryota; Ciliophora; Oligohymenophorea; Peniculida; Parameciidae
Exons: 5
Biological process (GO): peptidyl-L-cysteine S-palmitoylation; protein targeting to membrane
Cellular component (GO): endoplasmic reticulum; Golgi apparatus
Molecular function (GO): protein-cysteine S-palmitoyltransferase activity
Source: RefSeq, a predicted model, not a curated record